Pseudophryne corroboree (corroboree frog) is the source of this 2803-nucleotide messenger RNA. Its product is annotated as C-type lectin domain family 4 member F-like. Gene Ontology annotation, cellular component: plasma membrane. The transcript has 9 exons. Lineage: Eukaryota; Metazoa; Chordata; Amphibia; Anura; Myobatrachidae. Gene Ontology annotation, molecular function: transmembrane signaling receptor activity. Bases 59 to 1402 code for a protein of 447 amino acids. The record is from RefSeq and is a predicted model, not a curated record.
UCUCUGCACUUCCUCUAAUGAUGCUCCCAGUAUAACAGCUGGAGGUUACUGAGCACUCAUGGCUGUGGUGUACGCUGAUCUGAGGUUUGCCAGAUCUUCCCACAAGACAGACGCGGCACAAGUCCCCACACAUGAAGACUGGGGCCUAACAUAUGAGAAUGUGACCAGCUUGAGAGAAAAUGAAGAAAGAAAGACGACGACUCCACCAAAACCCAACGCUCUGCGAGGUGCCUGCGACCUUCUCACCCCGUACAUCACUGCCAUCCUCUCCCUCCUGUUUCUCACUUUCCUGGCGGCCACCAUCGGACUGUCCGUACGCUUGUCACAGGUGUCCCAGAACAAGCACGAAGUAGCCGCCAGGUUAGAAGGACUGUGGGGACAACAUGAUGAUCUGAACUCCAGUUUGACCAGUAAGAUCCUCACAAAGGAUGCUGAAGCCCAGAAGCUUGGAGAGGUCCUCAGACAGACCAAGGCUGAAUUAGAACAGACCAAGACUUACCUGGAUAAGAGCCAAGAAGAGUUGAGAACAAAAACUCAGCAGCUGCAGAGAACUAUAAAGGAGAAAGAGGACCUUGAGUCCAAAUCCAGGAGUCUCCAAGACAAUGUACGGAACCUAAAUAACAAACUGCAGGAGAAGCAGACUGAAUGUGAUACUAAUCUGCGUCAGGCCGAGUCACAGUUCCGGUCAUGUUCUCAAACACUCGCACAAAGCAAAACAUCUCUGACUGAUACUGAGAGGAAACUGCGCACAACUCAGAAUAAUUUAUACAGCAAGGAUCGAGAACUCACUGUGACAAAGAAAGAUCUGCAGAAAGUCAGGAGCGACCUAUCACAGAGCUCCCAAAGCGCAGGAGUACUGAGGAAGAGCCUCAAUGACAAGACGCAAAUACUGAGCGAUGCAGAGGAAUGUUUCCGGAACAGCUGUGAAGGUGGCAGGAAUCUGUAUGAUGUGGGAUACGGUGGGUUUAGCUACUGCCCAGGCACCUGGAAGGAGAUAAAUGGCAAAUGCUACUAUUUCUCCAGUGACGAGAAGAUGAGAUAUAUUGCUGAGGAAUACUGCAAAAAACGCGGAGCGACGCUGGCGAAGAUAGAAGAAAAUGACCAUAUCAUAAAGGAAUUAAUUAGAAAGAAUGUUAAAAGUUACUGGAUCGGUUUACGGAAGGUUGGGAAGAUGUGGCAGUGGCCUGACAUGUCCACUCAGUCAGAUUUACUUGAGAACUACAAUAGUCCUCCCUGUGUUACAGCAUCUCCCCAGCUAACGACCCAACGGUGUGAUGCUCAACUGCCCUGGAUAUGCCAGAAGAAAACUGAGACAUGUAACUUCAGUAUGGACACUCUGCGCUGUUUUGGGGAAAAAAUUGGGUUUUUUGGAGAGAAACAUCCAGGAGAAGAUGAACUGUAGGAAGACUUUGUAGAGGUCCAGCUCUGCUUCACUAUGAAGGACCUCAGCUCUGAUCCUCUGUGGGGCUCUAGCUCUGCUCCACUAUGAAGGACCUCAGCUCUGAUCCUCUGUGGGGCUCUAGCUCUGCUCCACUAUGAAGGACCUCAGCUCUGAUCCUCUGUGGGGCUCCAGCUCUGCUUCACUAUGAAGGGCUUCAGCUCUGAUCCUCUGUUGGGCUCCAGCCCUGCUCCACUAUGGAGGGCCUCAGCUCUGAUCCUCUGUUGGGCUCCAGCCCUGCUUCACUAUAGAGGGCCUCAGUUCUGAUCCUCUGUAGGGCUCCAGGUCUGCUCCACUAUGAAGGUUCUCAGCUCUGAUCCUCUGUGGGGCUCUAGCUCUGCUUCACUAUGAUGGUCCUCAGCUCUGAUCCUCUGUUGGGCUCUAGCUCUGCUUCACUAUGAAGGUCCUCAGCUCUGAUCCUCUGUUGGGCUCCAGCUCUGCUCCACUAUGAAGGGCUUCAGCUCUGAUUCUCGGUGGGGCUCCGGCUCUGAUCUUCUGUGAGGAGCCUCAGCUGUGAUCCUCUGUGCUGACCCCUUGACCUUCCCCACGCUACUAAUCUGUGGGUCUGGUUCUUGCUAACUGAAGACCCAUUUGUGCUUAUAUCUAUGAAUUCCUAUAUAAGUCUUUCCAGCUGCAUAGGGAGACACUUAGAAGCCCCAUGGGGUAUUACUGCAGAGUGUGAGGCUGCCUGAACCACUGACCUUCCAAUGGGCAUUGAGGUUGACAGCUUUGUAUGAGCAGGGCUAGUGCCACCACUAGACAAACCCAGACAGUCACCUAGGGUGCUAGGGCAUACAGUGCUUCCCAGUGCAUGUGUGAGCUGCGGGGGACACUGGGAAGUCCUGUAGGGUCACCUAGAGGAAAGUAAUAGGCUUCUGUUAGGCAACUCCACCCAGAGUUUGAUGCAUAUGGGCAAUGCAAUGAACCCUCCAUAAUGUGUAUUUUCGGAGGAUUGGUUGCAUUUAGAGCAUAGUGCAUCCCCUGUAUAGUGACUGUCACAGGACUUAAGGGAAGAAUAUUUUUCUUUCCCUGUAAAAGUUAUGGAUACACCAAGUAAGUGCUGUCACUUUUGAUAAACUGGCUGUGGUGCUUUUAAAAAAAAAAAGCAGGGUCACCCGGCGUGACGCGGCGCAGAUAUGUCAUGUGUAGCAGUUCUUAUAUAUUAGCUAAUUAUUUGGUAAAUAGACCAGAUGCUAUUUACAAAAUAUACAAAAGCUCUGAUUAGAGAAAUAAAAUGAAAGUUUAACUAAACAAAAGUUUAUUUCAGCAAAAUUAAAUAAAUGUUAUUGCGACUAUGAUUAAUUAAUUAACUAAAUCUAUUUUCUCUAUCGUCCUAGUGGAUGCUGGGGUUCCUGAAAGGACCAU